CAUGAAAAAAGCUUUAUUAAGUAGUAAUGGUUUCUAACCAUUUUAGGAAUCUUGCGUUUGCUCAUUACCAAUGUGUCUAAUUUAGUACGAACUCAGAUUAUUUUAUACACUCCACUAUCCGUCGUAAUUUCCACCCAUCGUUGCUAUGAAAAGAACAAUUCCCAAUAUUGCUUGGUAAAAACAGUCACUGCAUUUUAUAGCACGAUUGCUUGACAUUUAGUAUCUAGGUAACUCUUGUGUCUUUUAACGGUUGCGACAAAUGGUGGAGUUACAAAUAAAAUAAUUAUAGAUUGAUAAAGUGUCAAAUAAUCUUGAUUUUAUAGCGUUGAUGCCAAUGUCAUCUUGAAAUUCUGUCAUUUACGUUUCAAUUUAAAUUAAUGUCUCAAAAUGACCGACGGGACGUCAAAAUGGGAUGUUUUCCAAAACCAUAUUCGCGAAGUAGAGGCAAGUGUAGUGGAGUUUAUGCGACAAGGCCAGAAGUUCGAGACGAAUGUAUUGGUAUUCCUCUUAUCCAAAACUCGCCCGCCUCCAAUCGACACCGAAGAAUGCGUCACCCUCGAAUCACCAGCAGUCGUCGACGUUGACCAGGGACAAUUAUUCAAUCUGUGGGAAAAUGUCUUAAAACCCGGAAUCGUCACCGCCGGUCUCUUGACAUUCGCCAUCUUCCUAACCUCAAACUUACGACUUGCUCUAUCAUCCUCGCAUGAGCUGUGGCUGUAUUUCUGGCUCUUUGUCGGGAGUUCAAUCUUUUUCUUCUUGCUACAAGUCUUACUUUGGACAAUUUGGAAGAAUAGAAAUGCCAGCAGUCCUGAGCCAACAAUUGACACUGCGAAUAUGGAGAUACCACAAAUACCUAAUUUAAACAUCGAAAAUCCAAAACCACAAUCAAAUGAGGCAUUGCGUUACCUUACCAAAUUGGGUGACCAGAUCCCUGUACCCAGCAUUCAACUAUUUUCAAUUCAUGAUAAUUCAACAGACGACGCGAGUAUCACACAAGUUUCCAAAAGCAAUACCUCGCAAAAAUCGACCGAUUCAAUUGAGACGCAAGUGAUAAAAAGCCCACCAAGUUGGAGGUCACUUGAAGGAUCCGAUAGUGCCAAAUUACAUAACCUGAGAUCUCAAUCAUCACUGAAAGACGCUGAAAAGGAUACAUCAGGACUUCAAAAUUUGGAUGCACAAGAAAUUGAAUUACUAAUCCCUGAACAGUCAAACAUUUCAAUUAUCCUUCAGAAUGAAAUCCAAAGUCGUUCUGAUGAUGCAAUUGUAGACAAGACGCGGAGUGACAUGUCACACCCAUCUUUGGAACUGGUGUUUAAAUCAUCAAAUUAUGAAGCAGAUAUUUUGCAAGAUGAUAUUUUACUAAAUGACGUGCAAACCGGAAGUAGAAGUAAUCCUGGUUCCAUGAGGAAAGUAAAACUUGCUGACUUGGUGGCUGAACCUUCCGCGACUGUGUCGCUAUCGAUUAUCUCCUCAAUUACUGAAGCUAAUACGAGUACAUCUAGUUCAAGUAACGAUGAACAUUCGAAGCAUCAAACAUAAACUUCCUAUGUAUAAAUGUUAUAAAAAUUAAAACACAAUUAUUGCAUUCCGUACAUUUUUUCCUACGAUGCAUGUAGG
Folsomia candida is the source of this 1617-nucleotide messenger RNA. RefSeq lists its product as uncharacterized. The transcript is spliced from 2 exons. The record is from RefSeq and is a predicted model, not a curated record. Bases 388 to 1539 code for a protein of 383 amino acids. Lineage: Eukaryota; Metazoa; Arthropoda; Collembola; Entomobryomorpha; Isotomidae.